CUUACGACACCUCAGUGUAAACAGCCAUGGCUGCCCUGCGCAGGCUUGCCCCUUUACUCUCGAACUGCUUCAAUAAAACGGGGACGCGGAAACAACAAACAUCCUGGAAGGUGCUGAAAGUUGUCGCCGCCGGAGCGAGCGUCACCGCCGCCGGGGCCGGGGCCGCUUAUUAUUACUGCUGCUCCGGGCUCAGGAGCCAUGUCGAGGCUCGGCUCUUUCAUCUGGCGCUGCCAUCAGUUUCUGCCAGCGAUAAGGCCCGGACCUAUGGUUUGGAUGAUGGAGACGCGUACAUGUCGUCCUAUGAAAACAGAUUUCGCCUGUUCAGUUCGGUGGAGUACGAGGGCCAGCUCUACAUGACGCCGCUCAACUUCAUCGAGUCUGUGACUCUGAAUGAACCCAAGAAUCGGAGAGGAUGGAAGUCCUUCACUAAAAAGGACUUAGACAAGAUGCUGGCUGAUACCCCGCCUGUUUGGAAAGGAUCAUCUAAUUUGUUUAGAAAUCUUCGUGAACGAGGUGUCAUCAGUUACACAGAGUACCUCUUCCUGCUCUGCAUUUUAACAAAGCCCCAUGCAGGCUUCAGGAUUGCCUUCAACAUGUUUGAUGCAGAUGGAAAUGAAAUGGUGGACAAACGGGAGUUCAUGGUGCUGGAAGAAAUUUUCCGUAAGAAAAAGGACAAAAAGGAAGUUGCUGAAGACGUGCAAAGAUUUGACCAGCAGAGCCUGCAGCUGUACGGUCAACGCAAAUCCCAACCACACAGUGUUCUUAGAAAAGACAGUCAGCAUGUGGAGGCCCGGGGCAUGUGGGAUGUUCUCAGACGUGGCACGAGUCAAGUUCUGUUUUCUGAUCUCACUGAGCAUGUGGAUGAAAACACAGAGACAACGCUGCUUGUGCAUUUCUUUGGGAAAAAAGGCAAAGCCGAGUUGAAAUUUGAAGAUUUUUACAAGUUCAUGGACAACUUGCAGACAGAGGUGCUUGAGAUAGAGUUCCUCUCCUACUCCAAAGGCCUGCCCACCAUCAGCGAGGAGGACUUCGCUCGGAUCCUCCUUCGCUACACCAAUGUGGACGACGUCACCGAGUAUUUGGAGAACGUGCGCCACAGCAUCCCGGAUGAAAAGGGAAUCACCUUUGAGGAGUUCAGGUCCUUCUUCCAGUUCCUGAACAACCUGGAGGAUUUUACCAUCGCUAUGCAAAUGUACAACUUCGCCAACCGAUCCGUCGGUCAAGAGGAGUUUACCCGCGCCGUCUACGUGGCUACGGACAUCAAGCUGACCCGCCACCUGGUCAACACGGUCUUCAAGAUCUUCGACGAGGAUCGUGACGAUAAACUCAGCCACAAGGAGUUCAUCGGCGUCAUGAAGGACCGGCUGCAGCGCGGCGGCGGGGGCAUCAAAAUGGAGGAGAAGUUCACCUCCUUUAAGUCCUGCAUGAAGAAGGAGCUUUCAAGCAAAUAGGUGGAAAUCCUCAUCAGUGCAUGUGUUGACUGGACGAGCUGGGCCUCUGUACUCUUCUCCAGGACCGAAGGGUUAAUGCAUGUUGCAGUGUCUUACUGCACUCUGUUAGGAGAGUUUAAAUAAACAGGAUGUGGCACAAACAGGAUGUGGUAAUGGGAGGCUGUUGCAAGUGGUCAAACAAACAAACAAACACAAGUAACCAAUUAUGAGCCUCAAGUCCACUUAACGUAGAGACGCAGGACUCUAAAUUGAAGUUAUUAGUUUGUGUAAGUGCUUUUGCCUGCUCUGAAGAUAUUUAACUAUUUAUUGAUUCAUCUACAUGUAAAUAUAUUUAUCUGUUUAAGAUUCUUAACUCUUAUUUAUUUAUCUCAAAUCUCUCCAACGUUGUCUUAUUACUGCUCUGCCAGUGUGUAUUCUCUUUGAUUCUGUACGGCAGCGACAUAUUUCGCCCUUCUGUUGGCUCUGCAGCUCCCUGCACAGAUCAGCUUAGGACAGCACCCCCUCCUCCUCCUUCCUCUCCUCCUCCUCCUCCUCCUCCUCCUCCCAAAGCGCUGCAGCUAAAAUCUCCUGGGAUCCCCCGGAGGCAGCCGGCCUCAACACUCUGUGGCUUUUCCACUGUUUAACUCCAGGCAGCUAACAGUGUUAAUCAUUUCUUAGCUAGUAAAGAAAAGUGGUCAUGUCAUGCCACUGGCAGGGAAAACCUCUUUGUAAAAAAAAAUAUAUGCAAAAAUAUUGAAGCCAUAUGUGUGUUCCACUCCUGGGACGCUCAGCUUGAAUUAGUUUUGGAGCAAUAUAUUGACCUUCCCUUUAUGCUUAUCUGCUUUAUAUAGAUCCUACUCUACAAUGACGGGUGUAAUGUUUGCUUUGGGUGGAGUUAUGUACUGAAAAAAGAUACCAGAUAUAUUGCUGUAAUAUUAACCAGACUAAUGUCUUUGUAUCUCAGUUGGUCUACCUCUUGAAGAGUUUUGGAAACUUCUCGCCAUUUGUCAUUCUCUUAAACGCGGCCUCGACUGUUACUGAUUUAUAAUGACAUGGUGCAAUAAAUGCAAUG
Molecule: messenger RNA, 2502 nt
Organism: Centropristis striata (black sea bass)
Lineage: Eukaryota; Metazoa; Chordata; Actinopteri; Perciformes; Serranidae
Gene: micu3b
Product: mitochondrial calcium uptake family, member 3b
Exons: 15
Coding region: 27-1451 (474 amino acids)
Biological process (GO): calcium import into the mitochondrion; mitochondrial calcium ion homeostasis
Cellular component (GO): uniplex complex
Molecular function (GO): calcium ion binding
Source: RefSeq, a predicted model, not a curated record